UCAUUUUUCCAACCCAAUAAGACACAAUCUGCCGUCCAAAAUAAGCUUCGUGCGCACGCUAACGUAUACGAGAGUUGAUAUGUAUACGAAUGUUUAUCUCUGAGAGGGAGAGAAAGAGAGAGAAGGAGCUCGUCCUGAGGAGAGAUUCGGAAUAUCACCGUUUCCCAGACGGAGGACUCAGUGGGGCACUAUGCCACCAAGUUGGGACGCUUUAUAAAUCUGUGGAGCUGCUCGAACCCUCGCAGCGGGGUUCGGCCCCGAUUCUCGGAGUGCAGAGAGAAGGAUGAGAAUGUGUGUUUGGUACUUUUUCUUCCUCUCGAGUCCCCUGCUGGACUUCGAGAAGACACUGCUGGCUUCGAGAAGACACCGAGAGUGGGGACGAGAGGCUAUAUAGCUUUAGGGUAGGUCGAAGAAAUCGAGUGUCCCGAGAACACGUGCCGAUUGCAGUCGCGAAUGCAACGUGAAGUUGGCAACGAAUCGUCAUCGUUUAAAGAUCCCCUCAAAAGGGUGAAAAUACGCGUUCAUGUGAGUGUUUUCUUAUUAAUUGGUAUUAGAAGAAACAAGUGCCAAAUAUGAGUGUUGCAGCGACCUUUAUCGCCAUCGUCAUUCUUCCGAUGACAAGGACGAGUCCAGUUAUGAAUGAAAAUCUAACAACGACCGUAGGCGCAAAUCUGUUUCUGCAAUGCGAAUGGGCCACUAAACAGAUAGAGGAGGAAAAUCUUGCGACUAAAGUGGAUAAUAGCACUUCCAGAUUGCAUUACACAUGGCUGUCUCAAGAAUGCGAAAUGCAAGCCGGUUCAAAGUAUAUAAUUAGGAAAUACACUUUCUUCAAGAAUGGCACAUUUCUUCUGUUGCGUUACAAUUACGUCGACGAAUGGUGCAGCAUAGCGACAUAUACUGUCGUAAUUCGGGGUUCCAUCAAGUUACUGAAGCCGUCGAACGUCAUUCCCGGUACCACCGAGACAAAAGUUCACGUGGACGCCGUUAAUAUUGUACCCAUGAUUCCACAGAUCGUUCAGGAGUUCGGGCACAAACUGAAUCUGACUUGCGGUCCGCAGCCUAAAUGGCGACUCUAUACCCCGGCAUUAAUCUACGAGAGACCGCAAUUCAACUCGCCGAUGUCGCAGUGGCAGGGUCCCAACUACAAUUCCUUGCAAGCUAUAAACAAGCAGUUAAAUUUCAAUUGUUUGGAGCCUUUUGGGAUCGAAUUCGGCGAAUUACAGCUGUUGAGAGUGCAGAAUAAGGUCUCGUUGAAUGAUCUACUCAACAAGAUGCCACACGUCGAACUCUUCCUGGCCAACCCCUUUCCUAACGCGCACUUUCGCCGGAAUUAUAUACCAACUUCGUUGCAAUCCACGCUGAUUCGCGAAGAUACGAUAACAGAUUGCCCGAUAUGUAACAGCGUGUCUCGGGGUACCCUGUUAGUUCCGCCGCUUCUUCAUCAAACCGCGACUCUACCCGCAAUGAUCGGAGGUUUCUGGCACAGCGAAAGAUGCGAGAGCACUCCGGGCGGAUACUGGUUAAGACGAAAAUUCCAGAUAUACUCGGGAGACAAAUUAUGGAUCGGUCAGUGGGACUAUUACGAUGAUCCGCGUUGCUCGGAACACUUGUACGGGAUAGUAAGACUGGGGAAUUACGUGCAGCGAGCUGAAGGACAGCACCACGAAGAAGUUACCCAUCAUGUCUUUCCCAAUUACUAUAACAAUAUGACUACAAAAUCUAUUUUUAAAAGAAGCGUUACCGACCAAGAUAGCUUCGUGCAUGUCGGGACUGGACAAUCUACAGAUAAAAAUAAGGCUCGCAGGCAGAAGAGAACGAUAAGCGAUAGGGUUUAUCAGUUCUUGUACGACACGCAGUCUUCUGUGCUUCAAAAGAGAUUCAUGGCGAUACUGCAGGGUCAUCAGACCCGCGAACAAACCACGAUGAAGCCUUCCUUCCCCUGGACACCUCUCUUCGGCACCACGGAGCUGGAUCUAUACAUCGCCAAAAACAUUCCGAUGGAGAAGAAACUUUUCCGAGGAAUGCCCACUCGUUGCACCGACUGGUUCAAUUCGCCGCUGACCGCCUCAUCCAGGGAAAAUUGCGCCCGUUACAUCAUCGAGAAGCCUUUAGUCCUGAAAUUGCGGGCCAAGUUGAGGAUCGAUUGGAAUGGCCAGUACAUCUUGCUGCUGGGUUCACGAAAUGAGACCAGAUGGGACCCACCUCUGCGACGAUGCGGGCAAUUUUCAACUGACUCCGAUCCCUUCUUGCAAUUGUAUUUUCGAAAACACUUUUUCAAUUUGUUCUCUUCGACAUCGAUCAAUCGGGUCUCCACGUGGUUCCUCAUCUGGUCCCAGAUCUUUCUGUGGUGCGUGUAUCACUUAGUACGGUGAUAACGGGUUGUUAUCUUUGCUAGAGAAACUUUUAGUAGGGUUUGGUUAAAUAUGCGGCAUUUAAACAUUCCAAAUCUUUCUUUGCGCUUUCUUUUGGAAAAUUUCAUAGGAUUGUAAGCUUGUAAAUGUGUAAAUAGACAUGGAAAUCAAAUCAAUUUCCAGUUUUUGGGGUAUGUAUCUUAAUAUAAAUAUGUAGAUUCGAAGAAGAAGUGAAGUUAAGUAUUUGCUGGACAAAAACAAUCAAUCAUUAUAUAUAUAUAUAUAUAUAUAUAUAUAUAUAUAUCACGAGCUUAGAAAGUUAUUCUGCGCUGUUAUCAUAUAUAAUUGAUGUAUGUACAUAUCUGCGCGCGAUUAUACAUAUAGUCGUAUAAUUUAAUAAAAAUUCCAUUUUAUAUAAUAAACAAAUUUAUUUUAUAUAUAU
Nylanderia fulva is the source of this 2793-nucleotide messenger RNA. RefSeq lists its product as uncharacterized. Gene Ontology annotation, biological process: negative regulation of Wnt signaling pathway. Gene Ontology annotation, molecular function: Wnt-protein binding. Lineage: Eukaryota; Metazoa; Arthropoda; Insecta; Hymenoptera; Formicidae. The record is from RefSeq and is a predicted model, not a curated record. Gene Ontology annotation, cellular component: plasma membrane.